UAAACUCAUUUUUUCCAUUUAUCUUUCAAGGAGAAGUUGUAGAGUUAGAAUAUAUGAAGGCUAAGAAAGCUGUUGAAGACAAAAUUAAAGAAUACGAAGAUCUGAAUGCCAAGAGAUAUAUAGAAACCCAGCAAGCAAGUUUACCAUCUGAAGAACCAAGGUAUAAAAAAGUUGAAGUGAUGGAAUACAGAGGAAGACCAGCUGCAGUAACAAGAAAAUGUAUACCUGAAUUUGAAGACUCUCACAAUGGCAGGACAUUCACAUCGGAGUAUCCUAUACCUGUUAGAGAAAAUGACAAAGUUAAUAAUGAUGGUCUCAAAUUAAGGGGCAAGAGAAUGUGUCCAAAAUGUGCAGGUUUCGUUGCAGCACGUAAAUAUGCCUGCGAUUGUGGCUAUAACUUCAAGGAGGUAAAAGAAAUCCUAAAAAGAAAAAGGAAUGCCCACCUACUAGAGAUGGGCAAAAAGGCCAGCAAAAACAGAAAUCUCUGGCGGGCCUUCAGUGCUAUUGAAAAACAGAGUAUCAAAAUACAAGGUGGAGGAUAUUACUUUGUGACUUUAUACUUUAAAGAAUGUCCUACAAGAGACAAUAAAGGAAUCAUCUCUGGAAACUGGCUCAAGAAACAUGAGGGUGACCUUCUGCUGGAAUUAUUUUCCAAAUUAAUAAAGCCGCAGAACAAGGAAGAGGAGCAUUUAACACUUGCCCAGGAUAGACAACAUAACAAAGAACUACCAAGCAAGGAUCCACCACAUGUCUCAAUUAAUCAAGACGUUACACAAGACCAAGAACAUUAGAAUCUUCACUACAAAGAAUCUCAACAAGAACCACCAUCUUCACACACUACAAAGUUUGGCUAACAAGAAUACUUCCUCAACAAAGUACUUAUUAAUGUGAAUGGUAACAAAAUGCCUUCUCAGUUUCAGAGACUGUUCCUACAUUCUUAUGAAAAUAUUAUUAGGAAAUAUAAAUAACUGGAAAAUUUAAACCAAAAGUUUAUAAGGUUUAUUCAAACAAAAUCUACAAACAUGAAAUAUCAUAACAUUGGAUCAUACAGUAAAAAAGUAAGACAAAAAUUGACAAAGAUAUAAACAUCAAUAUAUAGGCUCCUCCAGCAAGAGGUAUGCCACAACCUGUGGUACUGUAGUCUGGCUGUGAUCCACCAUGCUCCAGAGUGAUGCAAGUACAUAGUACACCCAUUGGUAUAUCGGCAAAAACUGAAGCAG
Molecule: messenger RNA, 1220 nt
Organism: Cherax quadricarinatus
Lineage: Eukaryota; Metazoa; Arthropoda; Malacostraca; Decapoda; Parastacidae
Source: RefSeq, a predicted model, not a curated record